This is a messenger RNA of Plasmodium inui San Antonio 1, 2025 nucleotides long. Its product is annotated as glutathione synthase. Gene Ontology annotation, biological process: glutathione biosynthetic process. The coding region runs from base 1 to 2025 and encodes 674 amino acids. Gene Ontology annotation, molecular function: glutathione synthase activity; glutathione binding; ATP binding. The record is from RefSeq and is a predicted model, not a curated record. Lineage: Eukaryota; Apicomplexa; Aconoidasida; Haemosporida; Plasmodiidae. Gene Ontology annotation, cellular component: cytosol. The transcript has a single exon.
AUGGAGGGUGACCUAGAGAGUAGGGUGAACCACUUCUACGGAGUGGUGCAGCGAGAGAUUCUUAACUUCUUCACGGAGGAGAAAGACAAUAACGAGUACCUGAGUUACGCACGGAUAGGACUCCUAAUACAAGAUUUGAUGGAUUAUCUAAAUAGUGAUGCGUUCUACAUCUUCACCAAAGCGUGCCAAGGAAGGGGUAACAUCAGAUACCUCCAAGAACCCAAACUGUUCUCAUUCUCAGUGAUUCCACAGAAGCUAAGUCGAAGUCUCCUACGGCUCUGCCAGGAUUGCACACUUCUUUACUCGGAAUUGUUUGACAACAUCGUUUGCGAUAUGCAUUUUUUAUUAAGCGUGUUUGAAGGGAUAAAAGAUUAUGACGAGUUUUAUGGCAGGCUGAUUGGGAUUUGCGAGAGGGUCUAUCUAAGUAAGGACGGCCCAGGAAGAGACAUAAGAAAGGACAUACGGUGUGUUAUUGGCAGGUCGGACUAUAUGCUGGACAGCAGUGGGGGGGGGCGACCAAGCGGGGAAAGCGGGGAAAUCGGGCCAAAUGGACAAAAUGGGCAAAGCGGGACAACCGUACAAAGCGGGUCAAUCCGGCCAAGCGAACCAACCGUACGAAGCGAACAAAACUGUCAAGUUAAACAAAUCGAGUACAACACCAUUUCGGUGGCAUUUGGGAAUCUGUCGACUGUGCUAUUCGAGGCGCACAAGAACAUGCUGAAGCAGGUUUACCGGGAGUGCUUCCCCCUCGAGGGGGAGGGGAAACCGGAAGGGCAACAUGGGGAAGCACAGCCCCAAACCGACGUGGGAUCCAUCCUGGAGGGGAAAUUCAAAAAUGACUUCCUGGAAGGCAUAGUCACGUGCAUGAACAAGUGCCACGAGGCUUACCUAACCAAAACGAAGCCUCUGCAAGGACGCAACAAAACAAUUAUCAUCUCGAUCCUACACAAUGAGGAUCUCAACUGUUUCGAUAAAUAUAGGACCAAGUAUGAAUUAAAUAAAAUGGACCUAAGUCAAAAAUGCCUAACGAUAAAGGAGUUGCAACUUCUGUAUGAAAAAAGAAAAAUAUUCUUAAAUUACCCACACGAGACGUUAGAAGAGACAUUCAAAAGAGUGAAGGCAUGUCAAGGGGACCCCAACAAGGAGAAGCUCGCUCCAGGGAAACUGCUCCUGGAUUUGAAUGUCAAAGAAUAUGACCCAUAUGAUUGCCGCAAUUAUAGACAACACGUGUUAGAAGUCAGCGUGGUGUACUUUCGAUCACUCUACUCACCAGAUCAUUUUAAUGAAAUCAUUUGGCACGUGAGGGAGCUACUCGAAUUCAGUGAUGCUGUUAAAAUUCCCUCAGUGCCUUACCAGCUAGUGGGCUCCAAACGAAUACAAAUGAUCCUCCUUGAUGAGUCCAUCCUAAGACACUACCUCUCUCUAGACUUAAACAAGACGAAAAAAUCAGACAAGCAGAUACAACACGACAUGAACCUCUUACAGAAAACAUUCGCCCUGCAGGUGGACCCGUCGCUCAGCCAGAAUGAGGACAUCGUUUCGCAUGCCAUUAGGGAGGAUCACCAGUAUUUGCUCAAGCCGCAGCGAGAAGGGGGAAAAAACAACCUACACGGCAGAGAUAUUCGGGAAAAACUCAUGCUUUACUAUAAACCGGAGGAACGGGAUAAGCUCUCCUUUUAUGUCCUCAUGCAGAAGUUGUUUCCGACUCCUUUCACUGCGGUGCAUUGCAGGACGAGGGUGUGCCCAAGCGGGGAGGGUCAUGCUGAUUCGUCAAAUAGAGGUGAGGCCGGAGGAGUGGGGGGAAAGAUUUCGUCCGUCCAAUGCGAGGGCAAAUCCCACGUCGUUGAAUUCACCCCUGAGCAAUCCAUCUCCGAAAUUAGCCUCUUCCACAAUUUUGUGUUUUGCAACAAUGUGAACCUGCUGAAUGAGCAGAAGGGGUACCUGGUGAGGACGAAGAACUACCGGGAGAACGAGGGGGGCGCCAUUUGUGGCAUCUCCAGCUUGGACUCCUUCUUCUUGGUGUGA